UCUCCGGCACGUAGCCGCUCGUGACGUCAUAAUCACGCGCCCCAAAACCAACUGGCUGAUUCCAGCGCCUUGUGGAGUAAAAGGAGCAAUAACAACAACAACAACAACGUCUUUUUUAAAUUAAUAACUGUGGUCGUCUACGUCGUCUGCAAUACUCAAACAUUUGGAGCUGUCAAAGAUACAAGUUGUGUUGUCACCCUUCUUGGCUGUCCAACAGCAGUCUCUGCCUUCGCAGACAUGACAGACACCAAGCGCCUCGCCUUCUCCAUCAUCCGCUUCCUCCACGAGCAGCUCGAGUCAGGGAAUCUGUCAUCGGGAGCCCAGGAGAGCCUGGAAGUGGCGGUCCAGUGUCUGGAGACGGCGUUUGAAGUAUCCAAGGAUGACCAGAGCCUUGCUGUCCCCCUAACGUUACCUGAGAUCUUCGCUGCCACCGCUGGCAAGUCGCAGGUCAACAACAACACCACAGCAAAUUCAAUCAGCGACGAGGAGAAAGCAGAGGCCGAAAGACUCAAGACGGAUGGUAAUGAUCAAAUGAAAGUGGAGAACUUUUCCGCCGCUGUCGAGUUUUAUUCCAAAGCCAUCACCAUCAACCCUCAGAACGCCGUCUACUACUGCAACAGAGCGGCAGCACUGAGCAAGAUGGGAAACUACGCAGGGGCGGUGCAGGACUGCGAACAGGCCAUCAGUAUCGACCCAAGCUACAGCAAAGCUUACGGCAGGAUGGGGUUGGCCUUGGCAAGUCUCAACAAGCACACAGAGGCAGUGUCGUUCUACAAAAAAGCUCUAGAGCUGGACCCUGACAACGACACGUACAAGUCCAACCUAAAGAUCGCAGAAGACAAGAUGGACACCACUAGUCCCACGGCGGGAAUAGGCGGAGUGGACCUGGCUGGACUGCUCAGUAAUCCUGGUUUCAUGAACAUGGCGUCAUCGCUAAUGACCAACCCUCAGGUCCAGCAAAUGAUGUCAGGAAUGAUGUCUGGAGCGUAUGGUGGGAUGGGUGGUGGUGGUGGUGGAGGAGGAGGAGCAGCAGCAGCAGCAGCAGGAGGCGGCGGCGGAGUCCCGGGGGGUGCAUCAGCUGGAGAUUUAUCAGGACUUAUCCAAGCAGGUCAACAAUUUGCACAGCAGAUGCAGCAACAGAAUCCAGAACUCAUCGAGCAGCUCAGGAGUCAAAUCCGCAAUCGGACGCCCAGCGCCGGCAACGAGGAGCAGCCAUGACACGCUGGGUUUCUUGUCACUUGGACCGUUGUUGUAACUGGAAAGACUCAAAGGACAUCGUUUCAUUACUGAAGAAUUCCUGCAUGAGAGGAGCCUCCACACCGCCACCAACCACGCCCUGUGAAGGAAGCCCCUCCCACUUCGUGCGUGCGUCUGUCAGUUGAGGUAGUCAUGGAGGCAGUGAGCUGGUUCAACAAUUAAAGAACGUUUUGUGUCUCUG
Messenger RNA from Dunckerocampus dactyliophorus (ringed pipefish), 1438 nucleotides. RefSeq names its product small glutamine rich tetratricopeptide repeat co-chaperone alpha (gene sgta). NCBI's taxonomy places the organism in Eukaryota, Metazoa, Chordata, Actinopteri, Syngnathiformes, Syngnathidae. The record is from RefSeq and is a predicted model, not a curated record. Gene Ontology annotation, molecular function: protein binding; molecular adaptor activity. The coding region runs from base 238 to 1218 and encodes 326 amino acids. The transcript is spliced from 12 exons. Gene Ontology annotation, cellular component: TRC complex; membrane. Gene Ontology annotation, biological process: post-translational protein targeting to endoplasmic reticulum membrane.